AUGGCGGCUCGUGAUGGUAACACGGACUGCACGACAGGCAUCAACGCAACCCGCGGCAUGCACCUAUCCAGGCCGCUUCCAUAUGCAGUAUGGUCAGACCAGGCCUGCGGCGGUGUCAGUAUUCCAGAUCUUCCCAUGACUGCCCUUCCAGACAAGUGCAUGGUCAAGCACUUUGUUGAUGUCAUCAUGGAUGUACCGCCACCCAACAAGCAGAUGAUCGAGUCUGUCGUCAACCAAGGAAAAUGGUCUCAUGCUCCUGCUCCGUUCUGUCCCAAGACUGUCAUGGAUGUCAAGCUUAUUACCCAAUUCGUAGUUCUCCCGCAAGACAACGGUAACAUGUGCGUCCUGAAGCAUGUGCAAGCUCCUGACGUGAAGCUGACAAGGGACGUGAUUGACAAACUUUGCUACGGAUCAGUCUAUGGCUUAAAAUGGCAAGGCCACAACGUCUAUGACUUCAAGAAAGGGUUUCAAUGGUUUCUUGAACAGCUGGGAGGUUGGCAAUGCAGGUUCUUCGGUCUUUCUCCCACGUACGCACAUCAGCAAAAGAGCUCAGGUGGUGGUUUCCAUUUGGGAGAUCUGAGUGAAGAAGACAUCGACAAGGGGUUCGCCUUCAUCGAGCAGGAGGCGGCCCACCUCGCCAGUGAGUACAAAAGGGUUCAGUGGAUCACGAAGAACCUGAACAUCAACGCGGAUUCACCAAUCUAUCAAUGGCCCGUCGGAGUGGUUGAAAAAUCGCUUCGGGCUAUCCAAACAGAUGGUGUUCUUUCCCUGCCCAUAGAGGACUUCUACCUUACUCUCGCAGACCUGGAAUUUGACGCGCUGCAUUUUGGCAUCAACCAAAUCAUUAAGAGCAUGACUACCCGAGCUGCAGGCAUCGUGGGUGGGCCAGGUAGCGGGAAGACGCCACUGGCAAGGAUCUUGGCUUUGUGCGCUUCUCGCUAUUGGAAACGUCAACUUUCCCUGACAUCACCGCCUUCUUUUCGCGAAGCCUCUGAAUUCGACUUCUUCCGCGGACAACCUGGCCGCAAGGAUCGCCCAGAUAUACAUGACGAUGGGCGCCUUGCUGAGGAGCCGAUUCGCAAGAUGAAAGGCUUCACAGAUGUAGGCUGCACGAUGUUGACUAAGGAACGUUGGGGGGCAGCCAAGUUCGUGCAGGGUCAGUUUCGGGUGUUUGUCUGUAACGACUACGACACCACAGCUUGGGUGGAAGCCCACAAGGACCUGGUGUCUGGAACUAUUUCUCACAUGCCCCAUGAAGACUUCCUGAAGGUGAUCCGCCCUGUCUUUCCCAACGACACGCCUCCACCACACAUCAUGGCGGUUUUGAAGCGUGCAAACAUCUUGGUGAACAUCGGCAAACUCCUGGUUUUCAGGGAGGCAGGCCAGCAUGAAAAGUCCGUGCCCUGUCUCUCGAUGGAAAGUCAUGUGGACUACCUCAAGCUUGAUGGACAGCAAAAGUACCACCAGUAUCUCCACGGCAAGCUUUCCAAACCUUCGUCUUACGAGAAGGACGUGGAAUGGGAGGCGAGCUAUGUGGAUGCACUCCUCAAUGGCAAAACAUUGCCAAAGCCCAAACCAACAAUCCGAAAUGCAGAUGCCGUUCGUCGUCUCUUUCGUGGUGUAAGCCCUCGUCGUGAAGUGUCGCCCCCUCGCAACUUGCCAGCAUCAUCUACUUCAGCAAACUCAUCAAGGGUGGUACCUCCCUUCCCAGAGGCGGUCGCUGUGAAGCAAGAGUCUUUCCAGUUUCGCAGAGCUUUGACUGGUCUCACCGGCCAGUGUAUCGACCUUUGCUCUCCCCCCAAGAAGGUUUCCAAGACGGCAAUUACUUCGGACGUGAAGGCGGAAAUGCCCGAAGAGGUCACUUCCAAUGCAGCAGGUGUUGUCGAUCUUCAUGCUGAGCCCGUUGGCAUCCACAGCAGCCAAAUGGAUGUCGCGAGUGAUGUAGUCGACCCCAUGGACGACUUGGAGGCAGAAUUGGAAAGUUACAUGGAGGAUCAGAUCAAAUGGAAGAGGACUUUGCCAGAACUCAUCAAGGCAUCCGACUCCCACAUCAUUCGCAUCCUCAUUGCAGACAAGUGGAAGGACGCAGUGGUCAACUCAAGCAUCGUUGCGUCCCAAGCCGCUCUGCUGCUUCUCAAGCUCCACAGAGUUCCGCAAAGCAUUAUCCACAUGCUCUUGAACGUGAACCACAAAGCCAUUGAGGAUGUGGAGCGCAAACUUUGCAAACUCCGGCAAGAGCACGUGGAAAGCAAGGAGAAGGCUAUUCAAUUCGGCAAUGGCAAAUCAUGGGUUGAUGUAGAAGCGGAUGAAGCGACUUUUGACAAAAGGGACAUUUCGAAUUGCUUGGAAUUCAAGCACCUCAUCAAGUCGCCUAACGCCACCAUCAUGUGGGAGCAGUGGGCGGGGAUCGUGCAGCGCGGCAGGCCCGAAACCUUGAUCCUCUACAAGUUGCAGCCGAAAAUCACAGUGAAGCGAGCCCCUGGGCCCGGUGCCAUUCGAAGGAUCGAAUGGAAGGGCUUGGCGGCGAAGUGGCUCCUGAAUCGCCAGGUCGUGUUGCACACAGAUUCCGCCAAAAGUUACAAGCUGAAGGUUUCUGGCGUGCUGCAUGACCGCGUUGUCCACUGCAAGAAGAGGGUCAAGAUUCAGGGCAAAUGGACGUGGAGGGCACCACACUAUGUGCGCAUUGUGAAGCACAAGCUCCCCGGCGGUAAGGGUAAGACUUUGAAUGUCAAGUCAGGCACGCAGAUCAUAGAUCGGUGCUGGCGAUUCUUGAAGGAGCGUGUUCGCGUCAAUCAGCACACAAAGUGUGGCAGUGCAUUGCUUCGAGCCAAGCUCAGAAGCGCCCAGUACGAAUACUGGCACCGCACUGACGAUUUGUGGGUGGCCACCGGACAUCUCUGCCAGGACUCCAUGAAGAAAUUCAUGUCGUGA
This is a messenger RNA of Symbiodinium necroappetens, 2931 nucleotides long. NCBI's taxonomy places the organism in Eukaryota, Dinophyceae, Suessiales, Symbiodiniaceae. The record is from the annotation of a GenBank genome assembly.